ACAGCAUUUCCACGUCAGUGUGUUUACCAAAACCGGCCUGACAGCUACAGGAAGUACUCCCAUUUGCUCAUCUUUGGACUCUUUUUGAAGGGAUCUGUUGGUGAUGCACUGAUGGGAGAGAACCGGCUGUCCCACAGUGGAAUGUCUGAACAUCGUGGCUGCUCUGUUUCUGCCUGGGAACUGAACUUUGGACUCUUAGCUUCCCCUCUUAUCCUGCUAGCCGCUUUAGCUUGCUGAGGAAGGCAGCAUUAGCUCCAGAAAGACUCAUUCCGUGUUUGAAUCCAGCUCCUCACCGAAGAGAAGCAGCAUGGUCGACAAAAACAUCUACAUUGUCCAAGGAGAAAUAACCACGGUUGUUGGAGCCAUUAAGAGAAACUCCCGAUGGAAUAACCACACGUCGCUGGAUGAAGAACAGGACCCGUUACUGAACAGCUUCGGCCAUCUUAAGGAGCAUCUCAACAACAUUAAAGAACUUUCAGAUGUGGAACCCAACCUUUUCCUGAGGCCUUUCCUUGAAGUUGUGCGCUCUGAAGAUACCACUGGGCCCAUCACCGGCCUCGCCCUUACCUCUGUAAACAAGUUCCUCUCAUAUGGCCUUAUAGAUUCUAACCAUGAAGCUGCUGCAGAGGCCAUCGAGAACAUGGCGGACGCGGUCACGCAUGCUCGAUUCGUGGGAACAGACCCUGCAAGUGAUGAAGUGGUCCUGAUGAAAAUCCUGCAGGUUCUUCGGACUCUGCUGCUGACGCCAGUUGGAGCUCAUCUGACCAAUGAGUCUGUGUGUGAAAUCAUGCAGUCGUGCUUCAGAAUUUGCUUUGAGAUGCGCCUCAGUGAGCUCCUGAGGAAAUCUGCAGAACACACACUGGUGGACAUGGUGCAGCUUCUGUUCUCCAGGCUGCCUCAGUUCAAAGAGGAGGCAAAGAGUUAUGUGGGAGCCAACAUGAAAAAGCUAAAGAUGCGUGCUGGAGGGAUGAGCGAGUCGUCCAAAUGGAAGAAGCAGAAACGUUCGCCUCGGCCGCCUCGCCACCUGCUCCAGAGUCCCUCAGACCCAGGAAACCCCAGCAGCCUCAGCAACAACCUCUCAGGCGGCGUCCCGUUUAUGGAGCAGGGCUCCUCUACCUCCAGCCUCGCCAUUUUGGACAGCGCCGGCUCCUCCACAUGCAGCCCCACAGCCACAGACAGUGGUCUGGAUCCGGGCUCUAAAGCCACCUCCAGGGAAGAUCUCUCUGACCUGGAGCAGCCGCCUGUAAACCCCCCCUGCUCUGCUACCUCGCUGCCCUCUACCGAAUCCGGCUCUUCUCACGUACAGGUGGAGUGUUUACCGUUAAACGUGAUCCGUUCUGGCAGGGGGCGGGGUUCUAAUCCGUGUUCCCGUCAUGUGCAGUCUGAGGGGGCGCAGGCUGACGCGACGCAGGCCGUUUCUGUAGAGUCCAUCCCUGAAGUUCUGGACGACAAAGACUCCUCGGAUACCACGUCUGUCCACGACAUGGAGUAUGUGAACCCUCGUGGAGUCCGGUUCACUCAGUCCACCCAGAAAGACGGAGUUGCCCUCAUUCCGUACGGCCUGCCAUGUUUACGGGAACUUUUCCGCUUUUUGAUCUCCCUCACCAACCCUCAGGACCGCCAUAACACCGACGCUAUGAUCCACAUGGGCCUGCAGCUUCUGACGGUGGCGCUGGAGUCUUCACACAUCGUGAAUUACCAGUCGUUACUAGUCCUAGUGAAAGAUGAGCUCUGCAGGCAUCUCUUUCAGCUGCUGAGUGUGGAGCGGAUGAACCUCUAUGCUUCUUCCAUGCGAGUUUGCUUCCUGCUUUUUGAAAGCAUGAGGGAACAUUUGAAGUUCCAGCUGGAGAUGUAUCUGAAGAAACUGAUGGACAUCAUCACAUCAGAGAACGCCAAGAUGCCCUAUGAGAUGAAGGAGAUGGGUCUGGAGGCUCUGGUCCAGCUCUGGAGGAUCCCCAGCUUCGUCACUGAGCUCUACAUCAACUAUGACUGUGACUUCUACUGCUCCAAUCUGUUCGAAGACCUCACCAAGAUGCUGUCCAAGAACGCGUUCCCUGUGUCGGGACAGCUCUACACCACCCACCUGCUGUCUCUGGAGGCCCUCCUCACGGUCAUUGACAGCAUUGAAGCCCACUGCCAGUCCAAGGUGGUUAGCAUGGCCCAGCAGGAUCAGUCAGACACGCUGCUAGAGGAAGGAUCGUCGUCUAAUGGAACAGACCUGAUCACAGAUCCCGGUGUUCCCAACAGCUGUCCGCACACCCUGCAGGCGUCGGGGUAUCCUCCUACCAGUGGAUACCUCAUGGCGGGGAAGAUGAAUCUGGGCAGGGACGACCACGGAGACGCUGAAACUGCAGAGAAGAAGGCAACUAAAAAGCCCCCCCGUUUCUCUUCCUGUCUGCCGGAUCCGCAGCAGCUGAUGGAGAUCAGGACCAAGAAGAAACUUCUCAUCACAGGGACCGAGCAGUUUAACCAGAAGCCGAAGAAGGGGAUCCAGUUCCUCCAGGAGAAAGGCCUGCUGAGCGACCCGUUGGACACCAAGCAGGUGGCGCAGUGGCUGCGGGAAAACCCGCGUCUGGACAAAAAGAUGAUUGGGGAGUACAUCAGCGACCGAAAGAACAUGGAGCUCCUGGACAGCUUUGUGAAUACGUUUACCUUCCAGGGGCUCCGCAUUGAUGAGGCCCUGCGGCUCUACCUGGAGGCCUUCAGGCUCCCUGGAGAGGCUCCCGUCAUUCAGAGGCUCCUGGAGACGUUUACAGACAACUGGCACAAAGUCAAUGGAUCUCCAUUUAUGACCAAUGAUGCAGGCUUCGCUCUGGCCUAUGCUGUGAUCAUGCUGAACACUGAUCAGCACAACCACAAUGUCCGCAAGCAGAACAUCCCCAUGACUGUGGAGCAAUUCAAGAAAAAUCUAAAGGGAGUCAAUGGAAACCAGGACUUUGACCAGGACAUGUUGGAGGACAUCUACAACGCCAUCAAGAGCGAGGAGAUCGUGAUGCCGGACGAGCAGACGGGUUUAGUGAAGGAGAACUACGUCUGGAGUGUGCUGCUGCACCGCGGGGCCACGUCUGAGGGGAUCUUCCUCCACCUGCCCCCCGACAGCUACGACCUCGACCUGUUCACCAUGACCUGGGGUCCCACCAUCGCUGCUCUAUCUUAUGUCUUUGACAAAAGUCUGGAUGAAAGCAUCAUCCAGAAGGCCAUCACUGGCUUCAGAAAAUGUGCAAUGAUUGCUGCUCACUACGGCUGCAGCGACGUGUUCGACAACUUGAUCAUCUCCCUCUGCAAGUUCACCACUCUGGCCAGUGAGGCUGUAGAAAACCUACCUACCGUGUUCGGCAGCAACAGCAAAGCUCAGACGGCUGCCAAGACCGUCUUUGAUUUGGCUCAUCGGCACGGAAACAUCCUGAGGGAAGGCUGGAAGAACAUCAUGGAGUCCAUGCUGCAGCUCUUCAGAGCCCAGCUGCUUCCCAAGGCCAUGGUGGAGAUGGAGGACUUUGUGGAGCCGAACGGGAAAAUUUCCCUUCAGAGAGAAGAGAUGCCUUCCAAUCGUGGAGAAUCUGCAGUGUUGAGUUUCAUCAACUGGCUGACGCCGAGCGGAGCUGAGCAGUCGGGACUCAGAGGGCCAUCCACAGAGAAUCAGGAGGCCAAACAGGCAGCGCUGCUCUGCAUUAAGGAAUCUGACCCAGAGAAAUUGAUCACUGAGAGUAAAUUCCUCCAGCUGGAGUCUCUGCAGGAGCUCAUGAAGGCCCUGAUAUCCGUCAGUCCAGAUGAAGACACCUACGAUGAAGAGGAUGCUGCCUUCUGCCUGGAGAUGCUGCUGCGGAUUGUUCUGGAGAAUAGGGACCGCGUGUCAUGUGUCUGGCAAACGGUACGGGACCACCUGUAUCACCUGUGUGUUCACGCCACGGAGAGCUGCUUCCUGGUGGAGCGAGCCGUGGUGGGUCUUCUUCGGCUCGCCAUCCGCCUGUUACGGAGAGAAGAGAUCAGCUCUCAGGUUCUUCUCUCUCUGCGUCUACUCCUCAUGAUGAAGCCGCAUGUGUUGUCCAGGAUGAGCAGGGAGAUAGCUUAUGGCCUCCAUGAGCUGCUGAAGACCAAUGCAGCUAACAUCCACUGUACAGACGAUUGGUACACACUCUUCUCCCUGCUGGAGUGCAUCGGAGCAGGAGUCAGACCUCCGGCCUCCUUCCAGCUCAGCUCCUCUACCACCGACCAUGAAACAGGCGCUCAGUCAGACAGCGAGCUGUCGUCUCAUCAUUCCAAUGAAGUGAGUUUAGACCGUGGCUACACGUCUGACUCAGAGGUUUACACGGAGCACAGUAAGACUCGGAUACCUCGCUCCACUACUGAUGUGGACGUAGCCAGCAGCGGAUGGCUGGUGGUUGGUAAAGAUGAUCUAGAGAUGGCGAAGCCCGGCCAAGGCGGCGCCAAAGCUCAGCUGAAUCACCCGCUGGUCAACCAGUACAGCCUGACUCUGGGUCAGGACCUCGGCCAACACGACACUAAGUCCCUCAUCAAGUGUGUGGAAACUCUUUCCUUCAUCGUCCGCGAUGCCGCCCACGUCACGCCGGACAACUUCGAGCUGUGCGUUCGAGCCAUCCGGGUGUUUGUGGAGGCCAGCCUGAAUGGAGGUUACCGCAACCACGACAAGAAGAAAAACCACAAAUACGACUCCAAGUCCAGGACGAGGAAGAAGCCUGCGGGUCGGGACCGAGAGGCGGGGGGUGGCGCGAGGCGAGGCGCGGGCCGAGUGUCGAGUCAGCGUCCAUCUCGUUCUCACAGCGAUGAUGAGGAGGAUGAAGGCGUGCCGGCCAGCUAUCACACCGUGUCUUUACAGGUUAGUCCAGAUCUGCUGGACCUGAUGCACACUCUUCACACCCGGGCCGCCAGCAUCUACAGCUCCUGGGCGGAGGAACAGCGCCACCUGGAGGCCUCUGGGAAAAAGAUAGAAGCUGACUCUCAGACAUUGUGGACCAGCUGCUGGUGUCCUCUGCUGCAAGGCAUCGCCUGGUUGUGCUGCGAUGCCAGGCGACAGGUCCGCAUGCAGGCCCUAACUUAUCUCCAGCGAGCCCUGCUGGUCCACGAUCUGCAGACGCUGGAUGCAGCCGAGUGGGAAUCCUGCUUCAACAAGGUUCUGUUCCCUCUGCUUACGAAGCUUCUGGACAGCAUCAGUCCAGCAGAUGUUGGUGGGAUGGAGGAGACCAGAAUGAGAGCCUGCACUCUGCUGUCAAAGGUCUUCCUGCAGCAUCUCUCUCCUCUGCUGUCACUGCCCACCUUCGCUGCCCUCUGGCUGACCAUUCUGGACUUCAUGGACAAGUACAUGCAUGCAGGAUCCAGCGACUUACUGCUGGAGGCCAUUCCUGAGUCUCUGAAGAACAUGUUGCUGGUGAUGGACACUGCAGGGAUUUUCCGCAGCUCCGACUCUCGGACCGGAUAUUCGGACCUGUGGGAAAUAACGUGGGAACGCAUCGUGUGUUUCCUCCCCAACCUCAGAGAGGAGCUCUUCAAGCAGACCGUUAUUCCAGAUGCGGCUCCUGCUCCUCAGGCCGAGCCGGCGCAGUCUACACCAGCAGCGGAAGCAGCCGCCCCCCCUCAGUUGGCCCCGCCUCUUUCCCAGCCCUCCCCGUCCAUCCUGAUGGCGGCGACAUCCACAGAGACGCCGGCGUCCGUUAACCCAGAUUCCAGCCAGGAGCCUGUGGCGGCGGCAGCUGCCAGUGGCUCCGAUAGCUCGACUCCGGUGACGCCAUCGCCAGGAACCUCUCCUGCUCGCUCUCCCUCCCCUCCAACUCAGUCCCCUCUCAUCCUGCAGCCGCUGGCGUCUCCCCUGCAGGUGGGCGUCCCCCCCAUGCCUCUCCCCAUCAUCCUGAACCCCGCCUUGAUCGAAGCCACCUCCCCCGUGCCGCUGCUUCCGGGGCCCAAACCCGCCGCCGCCGCUGCUGCCGAAGACUUCCAGUAGGAGAAAUCCCCUCAGUGGCGUUUUGCUGCUUCCAUGGCAACAGCGUCACCUGCUUCACAGCUUGUUUAGGUGUACAUAUGGGACACUGUUCAGAUGUGCAGGUGGUUUUCUCCGUCUCUCUCUCUCUGUCUGUGUUCUCUAACUCUCAGCAGAUGUGGAGGAAAGUAACUCUAAUCCAGGAGGACGGCUCUGAAAAAACAAACGUCUCCUUUUGUAAAAAGAUAAAAGAGAUCUGGGGUGUUUUGUUUUGUCCACCGAAUCAAAAAAACUGACUUUAUUCGCUGUCUUCAGAUAUUUUAAAGUUAUAACAGCAUGUAUAUUUUAAACUGAGACAAUAAAAGGAACAGACUGAA
Cyprinodon tularosa is the source of this 6306-nucleotide messenger RNA. RefSeq names its product golgi brefeldin A resistant guanine nucleotide exchange factor 1 (gene gbf1). The transcript has 39 exons. Gene Ontology annotation, biological process: regulation of ARF protein signal transduction. Gene Ontology annotation, molecular function: guanyl-nucleotide exchange factor activity. NCBI's taxonomy places the organism in Eukaryota, Metazoa, Chordata, Actinopteri, Cyprinodontiformes, Cyprinodontidae. Bases 308 to 5953 code for a protein of 1881 amino acids. The record is from RefSeq and is a predicted model, not a curated record.